Molecule: messenger RNA, 471 nt
Organism: Porites evermanni
Lineage: Eukaryota; Metazoa; Cnidaria; Anthozoa; Scleractinia; Poritidae
Source: the annotation of a GenBank genome assembly
AUGGCUUUCGCGCCUUUGUAUUAUACUGGUGAGCUCGCGACUUCUAUCAAAAAAAUUUUAAGUGUUUUAUUGACGUAUAGUUUUGUAUUAUUCCUUAUCCAAGGUAAAUGCAAACUUAGUCUUAACCAACAACAUGGGAUUUACGACAAUGGAAAAGCUCUCCCACAAGUGUAUCGGGAAAGAGUGCUUGAUCUGUAUCAUCAAGGGUCGACGCAAAGACAAAUUUCGCAGGAUAUGCGAGUUAGCAUCGGCUAUGUAAAUAAAGUUGUUCAAUUUUACGAACAGAGUAACUCCCCUCUACCUGCGCCACGUAAAACACCGGUUCGUAAUAUAUUUACAGCAGAUGUUGUUGAGUACGUGGAGUCCGAAAAAUUAUGUAAACCAAGUGUAUACACAACUGAAAUUCAACAGCGUUUGUUAUUUGAUGGGAUUUUUCCCCCUGGUCAAUUACCAUCACAGUCUGGAAUUUAA